GGGGGCAUCUUUUGCACUGUUGUAUGGCUAUAUAUAUGUAUAUAUAAGAUAUUUAGGAGCAGUGUUUGAUUGUGUGUGUGAGUGUUUAUGGGUGGACAUGGUAGCAAACACAGAGUGGUGUCAGAAUUUGAGGGUUUUUAGCUGAUUGGUUGGUAAAAAUGGAAGAAUUACAGAUGUAUCACGGAUCUAUAAGUAAGAACAGAGCAGAAGAGCUGCUGGCCAUGGCUGGACAGGAUGGCAGUUUCCUCAUCAGAGACAGCGAGAGUGUGCCGGACACUUACUGCAUCUGUGUGCUGUAUGACCAGUGUGUGUUCACCUACAGGCUUUUCCAAGUAGAAGGCAACUUAUGGAAGACAGAGACGGCAGCUGGGGUGAAAGAGCGGCUCUUUCGGAAUGUCACAAACCUCAUCAGGACAUUUCAGAAACCAGACCAAGGAAUCGCCAUGCCCCUUCUGUACCCGGUUAACAUCGACCCACACCACAGCCACCACCAUCACCAGCCACACUUACAGCAGAAGCACUGGAAGCCCCAGUCCAGACCCCAUAAACACAUAAACACUUCACAAUAAUCACCUCCUCUUCACCAUGGAAAUUUAUAUUCAUAUAUUUGUACAAUGAUUGCCUUGCACCUUCUCACAUUAUUCACGUGUAUAAAGAUAUUCUUUCUGUCUCUUAAGGCCAAAAAUAAAGGCUACCCUUAUAUAACA
Molecule: messenger RNA, 707 nt
Organism: Astyanax mexicanus (Mexican tetra)
Lineage: Eukaryota; Metazoa; Chordata; Actinopteri; Characiformes; Acestrorhamphidae
Gene: sh2d1aa
Product: SH2 domain containing 1A duplicate a
Exons: 3
Coding region: 159-569 (136 amino acids)
Source: RefSeq, a predicted model, not a curated record